AUGUUCGGCGCCGGCACGGUAACCAUCAAAAACUACACCAUCGUCAACGCGGGCAAACUCUACCGCUCCUGCGGCGACUGCACCGACAACUCCAAAAAGUCGCCCCGCAAGGUCAUCGUCGAGAACGUGCGCGCUUUCGGGCUUACCUCCGAUCUCAUUGGUAUCAACUCCAACUUCGGUGACACAGCCUCCAUCAGUGGGUCGUGCGGAACGACAAAGAAGGUGUGCCAGGAGUACAAGGGUGUUAACAAGGGCAAUGGGAGUAGCAGCAAGGUUAGCUCGACGAGCGCUUGCACGGGUGCUCAGGGGAAGUUGGAGAAGCUGCCGAGCUGUUAG
Alternaria infectoria is the source of this 336-nucleotide messenger RNA. RefSeq lists its product as uncharacterized. Gene Ontology annotation, molecular function: pectate lyase activity. The transcript is spliced from 2 exons. Bases 1 to 336 code for a protein of 111 amino acids. Gene Ontology annotation, cellular component: extracellular region. Gene Ontology annotation, biological process: pectin catabolic process. The record is from RefSeq and is a predicted model, not a curated record. Lineage: Eukaryota; Fungi; Ascomycota; Dothideomycetes; Pleosporales; Pleosporaceae.